GUGAUUUGUCUUUACCCAAAAAGGGUUUUUGUUUUCCAUCCUCGUUCACACCGGCUAAAGUUGGGAGCAAGACGACACCCAACUGCUCCGAUCGUUUCCUUUUGGUUGAAAAUUGGAAUAGCGUAGAGUCUCUGCCUUUUGCUUGGAUUCGUUGCUUGCCGUCUAUUACAAUUUCAUCAAAUCAAAUACUAUAAAAGAAAGCAGGAGGGUGCGCAUCCCAAAAAUAGAUUAGUAAGAAGAGAGAGAAAAUGGAAGAUGUAUGGGCAUGGCUUCUCUUCUUCUUCAUUCUCAUUUCCCUCGUCGUCAUGCUUGUUUUUCAGCUGAUGUGCUUAUCAGAUCUAGAGUUUGAUUAUAUCAACCCAUACGACUCUGCAUCUCGUAUAAAUGGAGUUGUUGUACCUGAGUUCAUCACACAAGGAGUUCUGUGCUUGCUCUAUCUGAUAACAGGGCAUUGGUUUAUGUCACUUCUAUGUGUUCCAUAUAUGUACUACAAUUACAGAUUGUACACGAGAAGGCAGCACCUUGUUGAUGUUACAGAGAUUUUUAAUCUGCUUAAUUGGGAAAAGAAACAGAGGCUUUUCAAACUAGGCUAUAUCGUCCUUCUCCUCUUCAUAUCAUUAUUUUGGUUGAUUUACAGUGCCUUGGAAGAUGAUGAAGAGUCUCUAUAGGUUCUUCAUUUGAGCCAACGUACUCAUACUCAGAGCUGCUGCAUUUGCUCAUUUAUGUUGGCUUCUCUUAAUUCACUAUUCUUGAAAGUUCAGGGUUUAGAGAUAGCAGAUUCUGAUCUUACGUGAUCGGAAGCGCUCCUGUCCCCCUCCCUAUUCAAUUUUCGAGCAAUUGCAGGUUUUCGGGUUCUAUAUAUGUAUUGCACGUUGUGAUUUUGAGUGACAUAGUACCUUCACCAAACUAAAAUCCCACUAUGCUGCGUUGAACAGGGUCUUCUGUAAGCUUAUGUUGUCCUCUUGUUUUUGCUCUCCAUUUACGUGACAUUGCUAAUUGAAGGUGCUAUUGUUAGGAUGCAA
Lycium barbarum (goji berry) is the source of this 1022-nucleotide messenger RNA. Its product is annotated as protein cornichon homolog 4-like. The record is from RefSeq and is a predicted model, not a curated record. Lineage: Eukaryota; Viridiplantae; Streptophyta; Magnoliopsida; Solanales; Solanaceae. The transcript is spliced from 4 exons. Gene Ontology annotation, biological process: vesicle-mediated transport. Bases 249 to 668 code for a protein of 139 amino acids.